Molecule: messenger RNA, 3241 nt
Organism: Nylanderia fulva
Lineage: Eukaryota; Metazoa; Arthropoda; Insecta; Hymenoptera; Formicidae
Gene: Gpo1
Product: glycerophosphate oxidase 1
Biological process (GO): glycerol-3-phosphate metabolic process
Cellular component (GO): mitochondrion
Molecular function (GO): calcium ion binding; glycerol-3-phosphate dehydrogenase (quinone) activity
Source: RefSeq, a predicted model, not a curated record
UCCGCGUGGGUGUGACACUCGACGAAUGUCACUUACAUAAUUACGCGUGUUUCAAGCUCUUAUCAAGUUUGUCUCGCCAUAAUCGUAAGAGGUACGUGACGGACGAUGGCAUCACUUAGAUGGUUUGUAGCAGGAGCAAGUGCUGUAGGUGCUGGUACUCUUACCUCACACUUUCUUCUGUCGGAUACUACGGUACAUGCAGACAAAGGAAAACCAAGACCGCCUCGAAGAACUUUACCAAUACGAGAGGAUCAAGUAAAGGCUUUAAAAUCGCAAGAGUACGAUGUACUUAUAAUUGGAGGUGGUGCCACAGGAGCAGGAUGUGCUCUGGAUGCUUGCACACGAGGUUUAAAAACCGCAUUGGUCGAAGCCGAUGACUUUGCAUCUGGGACCUCUUCUCGAAGCACAAAGUUGAUUCACGGUGGUGUACGAUAUUUACAAAAAGCAAUCAUGCAAGUGGACAUUGAGCAAUAUAGAAUGGUCAAAGAAGCACUUCACGAACGUGCGUCAAUGCUGCAGAGCGCACCGCAUCUGGCGCAUCCAUUACCCAUUAUGUUACCAGUUUAUACAUGGUGGCAGAUUCCUUAUUACUGGUUUGGCAUUAAGAUGUACGAUCUGGUAGCGGGUAGCAAAACGGUGAAAUCGUCGUACUAUUUAAGUAAAUCGAAUGCGUUAGAACUUUUUCCAAUGUUGAAAGGUGACAAAUUGACGGGAGCGAUCGUCUACUACGAUGGUCAGCAAGACGAUGCUAGGAUGAAUUUGGCAGUCGCUCUGACAGCUUCGAGACACGGGGCGACAGUCGUAAAUCACGUUAAAGUGGUCAACCUACUGAAAGGUCUCGACAAAGAUGGCAAACGUGUCCUCGUGGGUGCUCCUAAAGACGACCUUACGGGAGAGGAGUGGGAUGUAAAAGCUAAGGCGAUAAUCAACGCAACCGGUCCUUUUACUGAUUAUAUUAGAAAGAUGGACGAUCAGAACGUUCAGACUAUCUGCUCUCCAUCUUCUGGAGUUCACAUAGUUCUGCCGGGAUAUUACAGUCCUGAUCAGAUGGGUCUACUCGAUCCAGCGACGAGCGAUGGCCGUGUAAUCUUCUUUUUACCGUGGCAAAAGCAAACUAUCGCGGGAACGACCGAUCUACCAUGCGAGGUAACGCAUAAUCCUCGGCCCACAGAAGACGAAAUCAUGUUCAUUCUACAGGAAGUAAAAAACUACUUAAAUCCGGAUGUCGAAGUACGCCGCGGAGACGUUCUCUCCGCUUGGAGCGGUAUCAGACCGCUCGUUUCCGAUCCGAACAAACCAAAUACACAAUCACUCGCUAGGAAUCAUAUCGUGCACGUUAGUCCUACGAAUCUCAUCACGAUAGCAGGCGGAAAAUGGACAACUUAUCGAGCGAUGGCUGAAGAAACCAUUGACGCGGCCAUAAAAGCUUGCGACCUAGAACCAGAAAGAUCUUGCCAGACUGAUGGUUUCCUUCUGGAAGGUGCACAGGGUUGGAGUCCUACAAUGUAUAUUAGAUUGGUGCAGGAUUUUGGUUUAGAAUGCGAAGUCGCGCAACAUUUGUCCAAGAGUUACGGAGAUCGUGCGUUUGCCGUAGCUAAAAUGGCUUCUCUGACAGGAAAACGAUGGCCGAUUAUUGGAAAAAAGAUUCAUCCAGAAUUCCCGUAUAUCGAUGCUGAAAUACGUUACGGUGUACGAGAAUACGCUAGAACCGCAAUCGAUAUGAUCGCACGUCGAUUAAGACUCGCCUUUCUCAAUGUGCAAGCGGCUCAAGAAGCAUUGCCAGUUAUUAUAGAUAUCAUGGCCGAGGAGUUGCAUUGGUCGGCAGAGGAAAAGAAGAAGCAACAUCGUGAGGCCAGCGAUUUUCUCGCGCAAGAAAUGGGUCAAAUGGUGAAUCGUGCUUCUCGCGACAAGAUUCCAAUCAAUCUCACCAAAGAUGAGAUCCAGCUCUAUAUUAAACGCUUUGGAAUUAUAGACAAGGACAAAAAGGGAUACGUGUCUGUUAAUGAUAUUAGACGAGGAUUGAAGCUCUUUGGAGAUAAGGAAGUACCGGGUGAUGAACUUCAUGAAAUUCUACGCGAAAUCGACACCAAUAUGAAUGGUCAAGUUGAAUUGGAUGAAUAUCUUCAGAUGAUGUCAGCUAUAAAGUCUGGUCAUGUGGCAUACUCACGUUUCGCACGGAUGGCUGAAAUGGAGGAAGCGCAGCACGAAAAGGAAAUGCUCAAGAAACAAAUAAGCGUCGAGAGAUCAGGUGGAGGACUGUGAAGAGAAAUUCUUUCCCUUACGCUGUAAAGUUUUUAAAUAUUUUAAUCUAUUAUAUCUUUGUUUUGAUUUGAUGUGUUUCAUCAUUGUGUAUUUAUUACAGAAUAUCAGUACAUUCAAUCAAGCACACAUAUAUAUAUACUGUCGAAAUCAACUAAAUCAAAUAUCUUGCAAAAUAAAAUUAUCAUGAAUAGAGAGAGUAUUUAAAACAAUUAAAUAUUUUAAACUAUACAGUUUCAUAUUAAAUAAUUUGACACUCAAAUUAACUUCUUUAUAUGCGUAUCCAUCGCAAGUCAAUUUUUAUGAAUAAGUAAAAUUAAAAUAAUAUUGUAAGUAUAUAUACACACAUUAAUAAUUAAAAUUAUGCAUGUGUAUGUACACAAGGGGAAAAAGUUUUAAAAUUGUUACAAGUUUCCUGCAAUUCUACAAUCGCGUGUGUGUAUUACUUGUAUACAAGUGGAUUGUGUACAAGUUGCAGAAUAUUCGCAUUCUAUUUGUAUAAUUUAUAUAACUGACAUAUUAUAGCAAGUACUUAUGCAUAUUGCGUUCUAUUCUUGUAACAAGAGUACUCUAUUUCUAACAUACCAACUCUAUCUUGCUAAAUUGUCAAUACGGUAUUUAUAAUAUUUAGUGUUUACAAUUGCACCGUGCAUAUAUUUAAUUCAGAAUAAUUGCUCUCUUGUUCACCGAUAUAUAAAAUUCUGAUUUGAGAGUUGUGAAUAUAACGCAUUGUAAAAAGUAUUUCUUAGUAUAUUCAAUUUCUUGAAACUAAACUUAUAUAAUAGUGCAAACUGUUAUUUAUUGUAUAUCUAUUUAUUUCAUCAUUUACAUGUUACAUUAAAAUUGUACAAAUUAUGAAUAUAUACUGCAAAAAAGUACUUAAUUUAUUACCAUCACGUAAUGAUGCAAUUGACAAGCGUAUUAUCUUGUCAUAAAUUGUUUCAUAAUCAUCGCAUCAAUAAAGUAGAUGGCAAAUGAAGGA